Protopterus annectens (West African lungfish) is the source of this 737-nucleotide messenger RNA. RefSeq names its product family with sequence similarity 241 member B (gene FAM241B). The record is from RefSeq and is a predicted model, not a curated record. The coding region runs from base 163 to 498 and encodes 111 amino acids. Gene Ontology annotation, cellular component: intracellular membrane-bounded organelle. NCBI's taxonomy places the organism in Eukaryota, Metazoa, Chordata, Ceratodontiformes, Protopteridae. The transcript has 3 exons.
GGAAGUUGUAAUUUCCCCGUUCAAGCCUGUUAGAACUCUUUUUUAAUACAGUAAAGGCUUGGUGUUCUGUAAUAGGUAAUUGCUUAGAUAAGAUGGGUAGCACUACAUACGGAACGCUGGAAAUAGGACGGAUAUUGUUAAAAUAGUUUUAGGUGUGGAGAAAUGGUUCGAAUUUUAGCCAAUGGAGAAAUUGUGCCCGAUGAUGAUCCUCGGGUUAGGAAUAGAGCUCAACAGAAUGAAAACCGUAACACUUUUGGGCAGGGGUUUUCUGGACAGCCUGAGAAUGCUCAGUACCAUCCACAAAAUCAAAUGCAAGACUCUCCAUUUUCAGCACUGAACCAGAGACUGUCAGAGGUGGGAAUACCACGCUGGAACCUUGGGAACUGGGUUAUAGAGCCAGCUGUAUCCAUCCUCCUGCUGCUUGUUGUGAUAAUGAUGGGAAUGCGGGGCAUUUUACUACUUGGUCUUUUGUAUGUACUAUCUCGAAUAAACCAGUGAUAAUUAGUGUGUGCAAAGCAACAGACAAGUUUCUUUUCUUAAGCACAAUUCCUCAAUGCCUUAUCAGAAAAAGAGUCAGGGUAGUACUUUCAUAUUUUCUGGGUUCUGAAAUUAUUUCAUAGAGCCUAAGAUAAAACUAGAAUACUGCUAAUUUGAUAUAGGAUUUUCAGGUGUGGUGGUGGACUUUAUGGAAUGUCAGUGAUUUGUAUACUUAAAUAAAAUAUUGGCCUUUGUGUGAA